This is a messenger RNA of Cyclopterus lumpus (lumpfish), 1370 nucleotides long. RefSeq names its product odorant receptor 131-2-like. Lineage: Eukaryota; Metazoa; Chordata; Actinopteri; Perciformes; Cyclopteridae. Gene Ontology annotation, molecular function: G protein-coupled receptor activity. Gene Ontology annotation, biological process: G protein-coupled receptor signaling pathway. Gene Ontology annotation, cellular component: membrane. The coding region runs from base 132 to 1370 and encodes 412 amino acids. The record is from RefSeq and is a predicted model, not a curated record. The transcript has 6 exons.
CUCCACUGACUGAAUGAUACUAAUACAAAGAAGUAUUUGAGGUACUCUAUAUUCCUUAUGAUCUCUGCAGUCUGACCGUCGCCAUGACGUGAACCGGAUCGCGGUGCAUCCGCCGCUCGGCCGAGAGGAAGAUGCUGAACUCGUCCUCCUCCGUCAGCGCGGCGCUGCUGGCGAACGGUAGCUCCGCCCUGACGGCCAAAGACAGCUUCUCCAACGCGCUCACCAAGAACACCGUCGCCAUGCUGGUGUGGCUGCUGCUGAGCGUCUCCAACGGCAGCAUGGUGCUCACCUUCCUGAGGCACAGUCUGUUCUACGAGAACCCGCGGUACAUCAUGUUCGUCUCCAUGGUGAUCAACGACGCCCUGCAGCUCAGCCUGGUCACAGCGCUCUACGUGGUGAGCUACAUCUUCAGGAAGAUCCACGCCUCCGUCUGCUGCAUCCUGAUCAUGACGGCGGUGCUCACCACCCGCUCCACCCCUCUCAUCCUGGCCGGCAUGGCGUUGGAGCGCUACGUCUCGAUCUGCUUCCCUUUGCACUACAGCCACAUGUGCACCGUCCCGCGCACCUUCCUCCUCAUCGGCAUCAUCCUCUUCCUCACCGCCGCGCCGCCCGUCACCGACCUCCUCAUCACCGCCGUUCACCAGCCCCGGAGCUUCUUCCACACCAACAUCUUCUGCGACCACCCGCUUCUCUUCCGCCACCGGUCCAUCUACUACAAGAACUGCGUGUUUGACGGCGUGUACCUGUCCUUCGUGGUCCUCACGCUGCUCUACACCUACUGCAGGAUCAUGCUGACGGCGAGCGCCGCCUCCACCGGCCUGGCCUCCGCCCAGAGGGCCCGGAACACGGUGCUGCUGCACGGCGUUCAGCUGCUGCUGUGCAUGCUCACCUUCGUGGUUCCUUCCCUUCAGGCGGCUCUCAUCUCCCUGUUCCCUCGCUUCAGUCUGGAGAUCCGUUACGUCUUCUUCGUGCUCGUCUACAUCAUCCCCCGUUUCAUGAGCCCCAUCAUCUAUGGAUUUCGUGACGAGCUGUUCAGGAAGUACUGGACACGGUACCUGGCUUGUCGGGGCCAACGUACCGUCAGGGAGGACAGGGUCUGCUCGGUCUCGGGUCUCGGGUCUCCUCUCCGGGUUCAGGACUACAGGUCUCCUCGCGUCUCCCCUCCGGGUUUAGGAGGACAGGGUCUGCUCGGUCUCGGGUCUCGGGUCUUCUCUCCGGGUUCAGGACUACAGGACUACAGGUCUCCUCGCGUCUCCCCUCCGGGUUCAGGAGGACAGGGUCUGCUCGGUCUCGGGUCUCGGGUCUUCUCUCCGGGUUCAGGACUACAGGUCUCCUCGCGUCUCCCCUCCGGGUUCAGGAGGAACUCUUGA